This is a messenger RNA of Cuculus canorus (common cuckoo), 10022 nucleotides long. RefSeq names its product teneurin transmembrane protein 1 (gene TENM1). Gene Ontology annotation, cellular component: neuron projection; membrane. Bases 320 to 8464 code for a protein of 2714 amino acids. Gene Ontology annotation, molecular function: protein homodimerization activity; cell adhesion molecule binding; protein heterodimerization activity. The transcript has 32 exons. Gene Ontology annotation, biological process: heterophilic cell-cell adhesion; signal transduction; neuron development. The record is from RefSeq and is a predicted model, not a curated record. Lineage: Eukaryota; Metazoa; Chordata; Aves; Cuculiformes; Cuculidae.
GCAGCGGCGGCGCGGGGUGCGCCCAGCCCGGCUCCGCUGCCUCGGCUUCUCGCCGGUAGCUGCGGGUUGGAGAGCGGCUGCGGGAGCGCCCUCGGCGGGGCGGGGAGCCGCCAGGCGCCGGCAAUGGGGAUUUAUAUUCGCCCGCGCCGCAGCCGCCGGGAAGCGGGGCGCGGGCGCCGCGCUUAGGGGCGAUGGGAGAAGCCGUCGGCGGGGCUGAGCCGGGGCGCUGCUGAAAGUUCAGCCCGUGGCCACGCUCGGACUGUUUUCUUAAGAAGUUCCAAUUGCUUGUUUUCAUGACUGUGAGCCUAUUUAAUGAGAGAUGGAGCAGAUGGAUUGCAAGCCCUACCAGCCACUGUCAAAAGUUAAACAUGAAGUGGAUCUAACUUACACAAGUUCUUCAGAUGAAAGCGAAGAUGGGGGAAAGCAAAGGCAAUCUUAUGACUCAAGAGAAACGCUCAAUGAAUAUAGCCAAGAGCUAAGACUUAACUAUAACAGUCAUAGCAGAAAAAGAAAAAACAUUGACCAGUCCACGCAAGACAUGGAAUUCUGUGAGACUCCCCAUAUUCUGUGCUCUGGCUAUCAGACAGAUUUACAUGGUGUAGCUGAGCACGGUUACCCGCUAGAGGUGGGUUCAGAUGUCGACACUGAAACAGAAGGUGCUGCGUCCCCGGAUCAUGCCCUGAGGAUGUGGAUGAGGGGGAUGAAAUCAGAACACAGUUCCUGUUUGUCAAGCCGGGCAAACUCAGCGUUGUCCCUCACGGACACUGACCAUGAAAGGAAGUCUGAUGGGGAGAAUGACAUGCCAGGGAGCCCACACAACCAGUUCACCUUCAGACCCCUACCGCCACCACCUCCACCACCGCACGCGUGCACCUGCGCCAGAAAACCACCUCCAACAGCUGAUUCUCUCCAGAGAAGAUCAAUGACCACCCGCAGCCAGCCCAGUCCUGCUGCCCCGACUCCCCCCACCAGUACGCAAGAUUCGGUGCAUCUCCAUAACAGCUGGGUCUUGAACAGCAACAUACCCCUGGAGACCAGGCAUUUCCUAUUUAAACAUGGAUCUGGGUCUUCAGCUAUCUUCAGCGCAGCCAGUCAGAACUAUCCUUUAACAUCCAAUACUGUUUACUCUCCACCUCCUAGACCUCUUCCUAGAAGUACCUUUUCUAGACCUACCUUCACUUUUAACAAACCUUACAGGUGUUGCAACUGGAAGUGCACUGCUUUGAGUGCUACUGCUAUUACAGUUACCCUGGCGUUGUUGCUAGCCUAUGUUAUCGCAGUACACUUGUUUGGUUUAACCUGGCAACUACAGCCUGUUGUUGAAGGGCAGCUAUAUGAAAAUGGAGUUAGCAAAGGAAACAAAGGGGCAGAAUCCAUGGAUACCACUUACUCUCCAAUCGGAGGAAAAGCUUCUGAUAAAAUGGAAAAAAAAGUGUUUCAGAAAGGACGAGCCAUAGACACAGGAGAAGUUGAGAUUGGAGCCCAAGUUAUGCAGACGAUCCCCCCUGGUUUAUUCUGGCGCUUUCAGAUUACCAUACAUCACCCCAUGUACCUGAAAUUCAACAUCUCGCUGGCAAAGGAUUCGCUGCUGGGAAUUUAUGGCAGAAGAAACAUUCCACCUACUCACACUCAGUUUGAUUUUGUAAAACUGAUGGAUGGAAAACAGUUAAUUAAACAGGAACCAAAAAACUCAGAGGAGCCCCAGCAAGCUCCUAGGAAUCUGAUCUUAACUUCACUGCAAGAGACAGGUUUCAUCGAGUAUAUGGACCAAGGAGCUUGGCACAUGGCAUUCUACAAUGAUGGAAAGAAAGUGGAGCAAGUGUUUGUGCUAACUACAGCGAUUGAAGUCCUGGAUGACUGCUCUACUAAUUGCAAUGGGAAUGGAGAAUGUAUCUCGGGGCACUGCCACUGUUUCCCAGGAUUCCUUGGUCCUGAUUGUGCGAAAGAUUCCUGUCCAGUGCUGUGCAGCGGAAACGGAGAAUAUGAGAAAGGUCACUGUGUGUGUCGAAAUGGGUGGAAAGGACCAGAGUGUGAUGUUCCAGAAGAACAGUGUAUUGAUCCAACAUGCUCUGGCCAUGGAACUUGUAUCAUGGGCAUCUGCAUCUGUGUCCCUGGAUACAAAGGAGAGAUUUGUGAGGAAGAGGACUGCUUGGAUCCCAUGUGCUCCAGCCACGGUGUGUGUGUUCAAGGGGAAUGUCACUGCUCCACAGGCUGGGGCGGCGUGAACUGCGAGACAUCGCUUCCUGUGUGCCAAGAGCAGUGCUCGGGGCACGGGACUUUCCUGCUAGACACAGGAGUCUGCAGCUGUGAACCGCAAUGGACGGGUUCAGACUGUUCAACAGAGCUGUGUACCCUGGACUGUGGCAGCCACGGCGUCUGUUCGAGAGGGAUAUGCCAGUGUGAAGAGGGUUGGGUGGGACCAACCUGUGAAGAGCGUACGUGCCACUCUCACUGUGCUGAACACGGCCAGUGCAAGGAUGGGAAGUGUGAGUGCAGCCCUGGAUGGGAGGGCGACCACUGCACCAUUGCUCACUACUUAGAUGCUGUUCGAGAUGGCUGUCCAGGUCUCUGUUAUGGAAAUGGAAGGUGCACUCUUGAUCAGAAUGGAUGGCACUGUGUUUGUCAAGUGGGCUGGAGUGGCUCAGGAUGUAACGUUGUCAUGGAAAUGGUGUGUGGAGAUAACCUGGACAAUGAUGGAGAUGGCUUGACAGACUGUGUAGACCCUGACUGUUGUCAGCAAAGCAAUUGUUAUGCCAGUCCUCUCUGCCAGGGUUCGCCUGACCCCCUUGACCUUAUUCAGCACAGCCAACCGCCUUUCUCUCAGCAUCCUCCAAGGCUCUUUUACGAUCGAAUCAGGUUCCUUAUUGGGAAGGAAAGCACUCAUGUAAUCCCAGGAGAUGUCUUAUUUGAGAGCAGGCGGGCUUGUGUCAUUCGAGGCCAGGUGGCAGCAAUAGAUGGAACACCUUUGGUUGGAGUGAAUGUCAGUUUUCUGCACCACAAUGAGUAUGGAUACACCAUCAGUCGACAGGAUGGAAGUUUUGACCUUGUGGCUGUGGGAGGCAUCUCUGUCACACUGGUUUUUGACAGAUCUCCUUUUAUAUCUGAAAAAAGGACACUUUGGUUGCCUUGGAAUAGAUUUAUGAUCAUAGACAAAGUUGUAAUGCAAAGAACAGAGUCAGACACACCAUCUUGUGACAUCAGUAGUUUUAUCAGCCCAAAUCCGAUUGUACUCCCUUCACCCUUGACAGCAUUUGGAGGGUCCUGUCCCGAAAGAGGAACCGUUAUUCCAGAGCUACAGGUGGUCCAAGAGGAAAUCCCAAUUCCUUCAAGUUUUGUGAAGCUGAGUUAUCUCAGUAGUCGAACUCCAGGGUAUAAAACUUUGCUGCGCAUUAUUUUGACACACACAACCAUUCCCUCUGGAAUGACAAAAGUCCAUCUGAUAGUCGCUGUUGAAGGACGUUUGCUUCAAAAAUGGUUUCCUGCUGCAGCCAAUUUGGUGUACACAUUUGCCUGGAAUAAGACAGAUAUAUACGGACAGAAGGUUUCUGGUCUGGCUGAGGCAAUGGUGUCGGUGGGAUAUGAAUAUGAAACAUGUCCUGAUUUUGUUCUGUGGGAGAAGAGAACAGUAAUCCUUCAAGGCUUUGAAAUGGAUGCUUCAAAUCUGGGAGGCUGGUCUAUAAACAAACACCAUGUAUUAAAUCCACAAAGUGGAAUUGUACACAAAGGAAAUGGUGAAAACAUGUUCAUUUCCCAGCAGCCGCCGGUCAUCUCAACCGUGAUGGGCAACGGACACCAGAGAAGUGUCUCUUGCUCCAACUGCAACGGUCUCGCGCUCAACAGCAAACUCUUUGCCCCGGUUGCUCUUGCUUCUGGGCCUGAUGGCAGCGUGUAUAUUGGUGACUUCAAUUUUGUCAGACGGAUCUUUCCCUCUGGAAAUUCAAUUGGGAUAUUAGAAUUAAGGAAUAGAGACACAAGACACAGUACAAGCCCUGCACAUAAAUAUUACUUGGCCGUCGAUCCAGUAUCAGAAUCCCUUUACUUAUCAGAUACCAACACCAGAAAAGUCUACAAAGCAAGAUCUCUCAUUGAAACAAAGGAUCUGGCCAAAAACGCAGACGUGGUGGCAGGAACAGGUGAUCAGUGCCUUCCAUUUGACCAGAGUCACUGUGGAGAUGGCGGAAAGGCAUCCGAGGCCUCUCUCAACAGUCCAAGAGGUAUCACUGUAGAUAAGCAUGGAUUUAUUUACUUCGUUGAUGGUACCAUGAUUCGGAAAAUUGAUGAGAAUGGUGUGAUCACAACAAUAAUAGGUUCGAAUGGCCUCACGUCAACCCAGCCAUUGAGCUGUGACUCUGGAAUGGACAUCACUCAGGUGCGGUUGGAGUGGCCAACAGACCUCACAGUGAACCCUCUGGACAAUUCACUGUAUGUCCUGGACAACAACAUUGUCCUGCAGAUCUCUGAGAACAGGCGUGUGCGCAUUAUUGCAGGGCGUCCCAUCCACUGCCAGGUGCCAGGCAUUGACCACUUCAUCGUCAGCAAGGUGGCCAUCCAUUCCACCCUGGAGUCAGCCAGGGCAAUUGCUGUAUCCCACAGUGGGAUACUCUACAUUGCGGAGACAGAUGAAAGAAAGAUCAACCGUAUACAACAGGUCACAACCAAUGGUGAGAUCUCUAUAGUCGCUGGAGCCCCGUCAGAUUGUGACUGCAAGAUUGAUCCUAAUUGUGACUGUUUUUCAGGUGAUGGUGGAUAUGCCAAAGAUGCAAAGCUGAAAGCUCCUUCUUCUCUAGCAGUCUCUCCUGAUGACACGCUGUAUGUAGCAGACCUUGGCAAUGUUCGCAUCCGUGCAGUUAGCCGAAACAAGCCUCAUCUCAGUGACACGAAUAUGUAUGAGAUUGCAUCACCAGCAGACCAAGAACUGUAUCAGUUCACCAUCAACGGCACCCACCUGCACACGCUGAACCUCAUAACGAGGGACUACAUCUACAAUUUCACCUAUAGCGGGGAUGGAGAUAUUGGCACCAUUACCAGCAGCAACGGGAAUUCAGUUCACAUCCGCAGAGACACGAGUGGGCUGCCCCUGUGGGUUGUGGUGCCGGGGGGACAGGUGUACUGGCUGACAAUAAGCACCAAUGGGGUUCUUAAAAGAGUUUAUGCCCAAGGCUACAACCUCGCUCUGAUGACAUAUCCUGGAAACACAGGGCUUUUAGCAACCAAAAGUGAUGAAAAUGGAUGGACAACUGUGUAUGAGUAUGACUCAGAUGGCCAUCUGACCAAUGCGACCUUCCCGACCGGAGAAGUCAGCAGUUUCCACAGCGAUGUUGAAAAACUGACACGAGUAGAACUGGAUACUUCUAACAGAGAGAAUGUGAUCACGGCCACAAAUUUCUCAGCUACCUCUACAAUAUAUACUUUAAAACAAGAUAACACACAGAAUAUCUACCGGGUCAGCCCAGAUGGGUCUCUGAGAGUCACCUUUGCCAGCGGAAUGGAAAUCACGCUUAACACGGAGCCUCAUAUUCUAGCAGGGGUUGUCAGCCCCACUUUAGGGAAGUGCAAUAUCUCCCUUCCGGGAGAGCAUAACUCAAAUCUUAUUGAAUGGAGGCAAAGGAGGGAGCAGACCAAAGGCAAUAUCUCCACGUUUGAGAGAAGGCUAAGGGCCCACAACAGAAAUCUGCUUUCCAUUGAUUUCGAUCACGUAACCAGAACAGGGAAGAUUUAUGAUGAUCACCGAAAAUUCACUCUUCGGAUUAUGUAUGAUCAGAUAGGACGCCCAGUUUUAUGGUCGCCCAUCAGCAAGUACAAUGAGGUCAAUAUCACUUAUUCACAUUCUGGAUUAGUCACCUAUAUCCAAAGAGGAACGUGGACUGAGAAAAUGGAGUAUGAUCCAAGUGGGAACAUUAUUUCCAGAACAUGGGCAGAUGGUAAAAUAUGGAGUUACACAUAUUUGGAAAAGUCCGUGAUGCUCCUGUUGCACAGCCAGCGCCGCUACAUCUUUGAGUACGACCAGUCCAACUACCUGCUAUCAGUCACCAUGCCGAGCAUGGUGCGCCAUGCCUUGCAAACCAUGCUGUCCGUCGGAUACUACCGCAAUAUCUAUACCCCUCCAGACAGCAACGCGGCUUUCAUACAGGACGUCACCAGAGAUGGACGCCUUCUGCAAACGUUAUAUCCUGGGACAGGACGCAGGGUCCUUUACAAAUACACCAAACAAUCCCGACUUUCCGAGAUUCUUUAUGAUACUACUCAAGUCACAUUCACCUAUGAGGAAUCUUCUGGGGUUAUUAAAACAAUACAUUUAAUGCAUGAUGGGUUCAUCUGUACCAUCAGAUACAGGCAAACAGGUCCGCUUAUUGGUCGACAAAUCUUCAGGUUUAGUGAAGAAGGGCUUGUAAAUGCCAGAUUCGACUACAGCUAUAACAAUUUCCGUGUCACAAGCAUGCAGGCCAUGAUAAAUGAGACGCCUCUUCCGAUAGAUCUGUACCGUUACGUUGAUGUCUCUGGCAGGACUGAACAAUUUGGGAAAUUCAGUGUAAUUAAUUAUGAUUUAAACCAAGUUAUAACCACCACUGUGAUGAAACACACCAAAAUUUUUAGUGCAAAUGGUCAAGUGAUCGAAGUACAAUAUGAAAUUCUCAAGUCUAUCGCUUACUGGAUGACCAUCCAGUAUGACAAUAUGGGUCGUAUGGUGAUCUGUGAUAUACGCGUAGGUGUAGAUGCUAAUAUAACAAGGUAUUUUUACGAAUAUGAUGCUGAUGGUCAGCUUCAGACUGUAUCUGUGAAUGAUAAAACCCAGUGGCGCUACAGCUAUGACCUUAAUGGCAACAUCAACUUGCUGAGCCACGGAAACAGUGCACGCCUCACUCCUCUGAGAUACGAUCUAAGAGAUCGCAUUACCAGACUUGGAGAAAUUCAAUAUAAAAUGGACGAAGAUGGUUUUCUCAGGCAAAGAGGCAAUGAGAUCUUUGAGUACAACUCUAAUGGUCUGCUGAACAAAGCAUACAACAAAGUGUCUGGCUGGACUGUGCAGUACUGUUACGAUGGUCUUGGAAGACGAGUCGCAAGCAAAUCAAGCCUAGGACAACACUUACAGUUCUUCUACGCUGAUCUCUCCAACCCAAUAAGAGUUACCCACUUGUACAAUCAUAGUAGCUCAGAAAUAACGUCCCUAUAUUAUGAUCUUCAAGGUCAUCUCAUCGCAAUGGAAUUAAGCAGUGGAGAAGAAUAUUAUGUUGCUUGUGAUAACACUGGAACUCCUCUAGCUGUAUUUAGCAGUCGGGGCCAAGUCAUAAAAGAAAUUUUGUACACCCCAUAUGGAGAGAUCUAUCAGGACACUAAUCCAGAUUUCCAGGUUAUCAUUGGAUUUCAUGGGGGGCUUUAUGAUUCUCUUACUAAAUUAGUUCAUCUGGGUCAGCGGGACUAUGAUGUCAUUGCUGGUCGGUGGACAACACCAAAUCAUCAUAUAUGGAAACACCUGAAUGCUGUCCCACAACCAUUUAACCUCUACUCGUUUGAAAAUAAUUACCCAGUUGGCAGAAUCCAAGAUGUUGCUAAGUAUACAACAGACAUUGGAAGUUGGCUAGAGCUGUUUGGAUUCCAGUUGCACAAUGUACUACCUGGAUUCCCAAAACCAGAGAUAGAAGCUUUGGAGACAACAUAUGAACUUCUGCAGCUUCAAACAAAAACCCAAGAGUGGGAUCCUGGAAAGACUAUCCUUGGUAUUCAGUGUGAGCUACAAAAGCAACUCCGAAACUUUAUAUCCUUGGAUCAACUUCCUAUGACACCCAGGUAUAGUGAUGGGAAGUGCUAUGAGGGAGUGAAGCAGCCGAGGUUUGCAGCUGUUCCUUCAGUAUUUGGAAGAGGCAUCAAAUUCGCUAUAAAGGAUGGUUUAGUGACAGCUGACAUUAUAGGCGUGGCUAACGAGGACAGCCGGCGCAUUGCUGCCAUCCUCAACAACGCUCACUAUCUGGAGAACCUUCAUUUCACCAUAGAAGGCCGAGACACGCAUUACUUCAUCAAGCUGGGGUCUUUGGAAGAAGACUUGGCCCUUAUAGGAAACACUGGAGGACGACGCAUUUUGGAGAACGGUGUCAACGUCACGGUAUCGCAGAUGACUUCUGUGAUCAACGGGAGGACUAGACGCUUCGCUGACAUCCAGCUCCAGCACAGCGCACUGUGCUUUAAUGUUCGCUAUGGAACAACGGUGGAGGAAGAAAAAAACCACGUCUUAGAGAUAGCCAGGCAGAGAGCUGUGGCUCAGGCCUGGACUAAGGAGCAGAGACGGCUGCAGGAUGGGGAAGAAGGUAUUAGGGCAUGGACAGAUGGAGAGAAACAGCAGCUUUUAAGCACUGGGCGGGUACAAGGCUACGAUGGAUAUUUUGUUUUAUCUGUGGAGCAGUAUCUCGAACUUUCUGACAGUGCCAAUAAUAUUCACUUUAUGAGACAGAGUGAAAUAGGCAGAAGGUAACAAAGAAAAUCUCUGCCUUUGCGUCACCAAAGACUGCCUGUUUUUAAACGUAAAAAUGGUUUAUUGUAUUGGUUUUUCUAGAUCAGAACUCUGUAUAUAUAAAUAUAGAGGAAAAAACAUAUCCAACUGCCUUUAAAUGUGACAGAAGAUGGUAUUUUAAUAUUGUUCGUUUAACUCUUUGAGAGAUGACAGUGACGAUUUUUAGUUCUUGUGUGGCAGUAUUCAAAAAUUUCAGAGGCAGAGUCCUGACAGCCGAGCAGCACGACCUGCGCGUGAGGUGCCCGGGGUGACACCCGCACAUCUCUGCAGGGGACGGGAGAGCACAUGAGGCUCUGCCUUCUUCUUAAAAAAACACAACUUCUUUGUUGUUGUUCAUUUAAUAAUUCACCAGUUAUUUAAAAGGUUAUAGAGCCUGAUUCUGAAACCGGUGUUUACCGAGUAGGUUUUAUCCCAGUGAGAUCUCCCAUAAGUUCAAGGAAUUGCAUACAGAAACCAGACUGCGUGUGGAAACUUCAUAGUUGCUCACCAACCAUGCACAUGCCAUUCCUCACAGCUACCAUCUAGGGGACUUUUCUAACCUGGGAAAUCCGACUUGUAUUGGAUACCGUGCAUAAAAGACUGUCCCUCAUGGCCUUUAGGUUUGUUCAGCCAUAGGCACCUCUCAGCCACUCAGUGAUGAACACCACAUUGCAUCUACUCUUGCACUCAUGGUCUCUCUCCCGAGGUUUCCCUCAGCACUGCGUUAAGCUGAAGUCUGGCAGCACAUAUAGAUCUUCCUGACGGAGGGAUGUGAGGUGGCCCCACACUGCUGGGCUUCGUCAGGCGUCAGAGGUGGCCAAAGAAGGGUUUGGUGAGCCCUGUAGUCAAUAGGACUCUCUCCACUGACAUCAGUGUGCUCCAGACUGGGCUUUAACUGAGUGAUUUGGGACUGGGAGUGCCCACCCAGUGCAGUAACAAUGAGCCAUGCAGGAUCAGUCCUCUCUGUAGUCAGUGGGCCAGGACUUGUCUUUCCACAGAUCAUUUGGAAAUUGCGGAGUUGUUAGGUAUAGGCAUUGCGUUCUUUUCAUCUCAAAUUAAUAAUCCUGUUGCAUUACUCAUUUUAUCAAGUCUGAAGAAGAUUGAUGGGUUGGGAGUUGAUGAAUCUAUGGAUAGUAAAUAUGUUGAUAAAGUAGAACAUUUUGGGAUGACUUCACUUUUCAGCUCAGUAUCUAGAGCACAUAUAAAAGCAUUAUAUUGCAUGGGCAGAAACAUUUAUUUCCCAAGGUAUCAUGCACUGCUGGCACAGUUAUUUCUCAGCAGAGUGGGUGAUCCUUCUUUCAGCUUGUCAUUUUUAAAAGACCUGAUUUUCAGGAGGGGAGGGGGGCAUUCAGAGAGGGAGGGAUGGGUAUGCUGAUUUCCUUUACUGACUUUCCAAGGGAGCUAGAAGUCUUGUUAUAGAGCCUGUGUAUCCGUAACAGUGAUGUUAUUGCACAUUUCUUUCAAAACAUAGUAAAUAUAUUGAAACAAUUUCUGCUCGUAUUUACAGAAGCCAGCACAGUGCUUUCUUUUUCUUUCUUUU